AUGUCAGUCAUGUUGUGGUUCAACUACAUGGAUUCAACGGAUAUGGAGUUUGAUGGAACUGCAACUGAUGCUUUAAAAAAUGAAGGAGAUGCAGCAGAAACGGAUGCCAAUACAAAUAUCGUUGAUGUUGAUUCAACAAAUGAGACAUCAGAUGUUCCAAAUCCACCAAAAAGAAGGAAGGCGUUUAAAAAAUCCAUGGUUUGGGAUCAUUUUAAGAGGCUAAAAGGUGAUCCUAAAGACCCUCAUACUCAAUGUGAGUACUGUGGUGUUGUCUAUGCAUGUCAUUCCAAACGUAAUGGUACUGGGACUAUGAAGAAUCAUUUGGAAAAUUAUAAACAAUACUCUUACCAGAAAAAGAGAGAUCCAGCCCAAGUGACAUUAUCUUUCAAAACUAAAGCCAAAGACAAUUUUGAGGAUAAUACAUCACAACUUAUAUGUGAGUCAUAUAGUUUAAAGAGUUGUCGGGAAGCGUUGGUUGAAAUGGUAAUUGUUGACGAAUUGUCAUUCAAGUUUGUGGAGGGUAAAUGA
This is a messenger RNA of Benincasa hispida (wax gourd), 528 nucleotides long. Lineage: Eukaryota; Viridiplantae; Streptophyta; Magnoliopsida; Cucurbitales; Cucurbitaceae. The record is from RefSeq and is a predicted model, not a curated record.